UGACGGUGACUCAGUGUCCGAGCAGAGAACAGUGCACACGUAUUAGCAGCGUAGCACCCAGUCGCUUUAUUUGCCGACUCCUUCACUUUUGUUCGACUGUGCAAAUUGUCAGUUCAUCUUGUUUGCAGCAUAUUUUUAUAUCUAGAGUUAUCCAGUAUGUCACAUACGGUGACUAUUACGCGAACGACGGCAGUGUCCUCUGGUACACCGCUGUUCAUCAAUACUGGCUAUAUGGGCUCUAUGCCCGGCUUACUGAAACUGGCACAAUUGUUAAUGGGCGCGGCUUGCGUCGGUAUAGUGGGCUAUUAUUACGACCAAAAUUACAGAAACAGCGCAUCGAAAGCAGAAUUGUUUUUCCUGUUAAUAGCAGUCUCUUUCCUUAUUGGAACAUUUUGUUUACUAACUUCGUGUAUUGUGUCCUUAUCAUCGGCUUCGCUAAUUUCUAAGACUGUUUACGAAGUCAUUUAUCACGGACUGGCCUUCAUACUAUACCUAGCGGCGGGAAUCACAUUUUUAACAGAAGUAAAUCAGAACAAGAGAAGUUACUACAAUGCCUAUGAGCCGUAUUUAGCGGCAGCGGUGAUGGGUCUUAUUCUCGCUGGGCUCUACCUACUAAGUACAUUUAUGGCGAACCGAUCAUAUAGAGGCAUUUAAUUUGGAUUGAAGAUGAUGAAUCUCCUGCAAUCGACAUGAUAUAUUUUUCUUUAAGUUUACUUCAGCAUUUAUAAUUUAGCACAAGUAGGUACCUAAUUUGGAAAAUAUAGUGAAAGAUUUUUAGGGGUAUGGCCACAAAGCAAUUAACACUACGUUUUAUUGGAGCCGGCACCGCCAUUAUGAGAGUUGAACCAAAUUUAAAUGUGUUACAUAUUUAAAUUUGACAUACCUAAUAUUUAAUUCUAGACCUUAGAUUUCUUUAUUAGACUAUUUUUAUAAUUAAUUUACAGGGGGGUUGCCUGAACGUUGAAGGGAUCUGUGGGUCCAUUUGGCAUCGUAAUUCUCUAACAGCGACAAUAUGUUUUUAUAUUACGAUUCCUUAAUAUGCCUUAUAUUCUUAGCUUACUAGCCAACUAAUACUAAUAUAAAUAUAAACUUUUAAGAUGUUAUUUACAUACAUACUCGUA
Molecule: messenger RNA, 1121 nt
Organism: Achroia grisella
Lineage: Eukaryota; Metazoa; Arthropoda; Insecta; Lepidoptera; Pyralidae
Exons: 5
Coding region: 157-654 (165 amino acids)
Cellular component (GO): membrane
Source: RefSeq, a predicted model, not a curated record